UGGAAUUCGCUUCGCUUUGUGUUCGAUCGCAGAGCAACGCGUUAGUAGCGUUUCGCGUCGCAUACAGUCACCGCGUGUUCCUCCGCUAUGGAUAAAUUUCGCGUCUUGAAACCGGAAACGAUAAAAUUACUUAUAGAUGUUGUUCGUAAUUACCCGGAAAUAUACGCAUCUGGACAUAUAGAUUAUAGAAAUGGGUAUAAAAAAGAAAUGGCGUGGAAGAAAAUUAAAGAAAAGAUGGGAAUGGAUGUCCGAACAUUGAAAAUCAAAUGGAAAAACCUAAGGGAUACUUACAGAAAGCAUAAAAUGUGUCGUCUAUCAGGAAACAAAAGCACCAGCAAUCUUUCCAACUGGGUAUGGUCCGAUAACAUGUCCUUCAUUGAACCCUACAUCAAAUUACGACCAACAGAUACUUCUAGAAUUUCUAAUGAUUCAUCUGAUACAGAAGAGAAUGAUACAGAAGAAGACAAUGAACAAGAUGAGACACAAAACGUCCAAAACCCUGAACCAGAACCAGAAAAGAUAUUACGUCCAGUAAAAAGAAGACGACAAGAAAGCGACGAUACAAUAAACAAUAUAAUGACAAACAUAAAUACAGAAAUAAACACAGAAAGGAAUACACAAGAAGCAACCGUACCUGUGCCAUGUGACAGAACUGAUAUGGAGUUUCUAGGUUAUGCCAGUACAGUAAAAAGAUUGUCUUUACGUAAUCAAGCGCUUGUUAAACUUCAAAUAGCAAAGAUACUGACACGAUAUCAACUUCAAGAAUUGAGCAAUACUUCAUUAGAAAAUGGGGAGUUUAUGACAUCUGUGCAAAUGACAGAUUUACAGCCAUAUUUUAUUGAUGUGGAAAAAAAACCAGAUAUACAAAAUUCUUCGUCAUCAACUUAGAUUUCAAAGAGAAUGGUGUAUUUCCGGGCGGAUCCAGCUUUGGCGCCAGGAAGGGUCACAUAGUCGUGGUUAAAUCAAGAGCUUGACGAAAUAUGUAAAUAUAUUUUGUCAAGGUCUUGACCUACCAGCUCAGGGGGGGAGGGUCGUGACCCCCAUCCUCCCCUCCUGGAUCCGCCGUUGGGUAUUAUA
Molecule: messenger RNA, 1077 nt
Organism: Papilio polytes (common Mormon)
Lineage: Eukaryota; Metazoa; Arthropoda; Insecta; Lepidoptera; Papilionidae
Product: transcription factor Adf-1-like
Exons: 2
Coding region: 88-888 (266 amino acids)
Biological process (GO): regulation of transcription by RNA polymerase II
Cellular component (GO): transcription regulator complex; nucleus
Source: RefSeq, a predicted model, not a curated record